CCGAGCGUCACGCUACGGGCACGCUGCCUGCUGUCUCCCUUACCCCCCCCCCCCCAUCCGUCCUCAGGAGGGGUGUCGGUGAAGGUGUUUUUGAGGCAUUUAUUUGGCAAAACCUAUUAUUCACAAAUGGGACGUAACAUAAAUAAGAUGUGAAAGUAUGGUAGUUACAUGCCCACAAGAAAAGGAGAAAAAAAUAAAUAUGAGAAUCGGUCACAUCUGGCACAUGCCUGACGUGCAGUGACACCACUACCACCCGGGCCACUUGGCACACCGCCUGCAGGGGCUGCGCUCAGGCAUCAGGAGCACUUUAAGGCGUUUGAAAGGAAACUCACAUGUCAGACAACGUUCAUGUUAUACUGUUACAGUCGCUAGAAACUAAGACGCCUCGACACGUUUCCUUUUGCCGCUCACCGUGUGUGUGUGUCCAUUGGUUUAGCUAAAAUCUGCCCUUGAUCACAAUUGUAUUUAACUGAUCUUGUACAUAAUGUCUGAGGCUAUUGCCUAAUAAAUUUACCAAACAACAACAACAACCUCGGCAGCAGUGGAACGGCCGAUCAGUGGCGUUCACGCCGUUCAGUAGUAAUGGGCGACACUAGAGUUUUUUUCAGUAAUCAAUUAUUUCGAUUACUUUUGGGGCCAGUAAUAGGUUAGUAACCGAUUACUUUUCGAUUACAGGCAGACCAUUCAUUGACGGAGCACACGACCAGUUUGCCAGAAUAACCUAACGACGUCCGGUAGUCAUGCAGGGAUUAUGACAUCGCAGGUGGCGGCACAUCACGGUGACGCAGCAGUGUCGGGCAGGGCAGGGCGGCGGCCUUGGGAGGGGCAUAGGAGUGCAGCGUUCAGCGUGCAACAAUGAUUCCCAGAUACCACAGUCAAAUCAGCUUAUUUACCGUUGAUAUGCUUUCCACUCUUAUAGAAGAUAUUGAUAAGCGAGUUUUAGAUCAUAAGUUUGAGUGAAUGCCGUUAUUUGUGUGAAUGCGAUAGCUUUGGGGGCAGUAACCGGCAGUGUUCUGAGUACAAUCAUCUUUGGUAACUAUGCGUAACGAGUGCUGGCAGUUGCCUCCAACCCCCAGCCAGCUGACUUGAGGGGUGGUGCUUGUGUGUGGCUGUGUGUGUGUGUGUGUGUGCUGCCAGACGAGUAGGUGGGUGUGUCCCCGAGCAUCCCAGGGAGAACGUGUGUCAGUCUACUUGGAAAGGCCCACACAGUAUAACGUUGUGGGUGUAACCCCAAGCUGACGGGCUGCCUCGUGUGACCCCCAGAGCCCCCUGCGCGGCGCCAUGCUGGUGGAGGCGCUGCUGGCGGUGGUGCUGGUGGUGCUGCUGGUCUUCUACCUUAGCAGGGACCCGCCGGGGCUGCCUCCAGGCCCGCGGAUGUACCCCAUCAUCGGCAGCUUAACAUUUUGUAACACGCUAGAAUCCUGCAGGAGGCUACAGAAAAAGUACGGAGAUACAUUUAGCUGCCGCGUCGGGAGUCAACGUUUUGUCUUCAUGUGCAACUACAAGACGAUCAGGGAGGCGUUCUCGAGGUAUGAAUUCACCGACCGACCCGACUGGAAGUUUCUCAAUUUUCUGUCGAACGGAAAGACAGCAGGAGUCAUCUUCAGCAGCGGGGAGCGGUGGCAAACACUUCGUCGGUUCCUGCUGCGUAACCUCCGCGACCUGGGCAUGGGCACGUCCCGCCUGGAUGACGUCAUCGUGCGGGAGGCGGAGGGGCUCGUGCAGGACUUCAGGACCUACGCCAACAAACCAUCCUUCUUCCCGCCCUCCAUCAACACCGCGGCGCUCAAUGUUAUCUGGCAGCUGGUGGCGAGUCAACGCUACGACUUGAGCGACGCAAAGAUCCAGGAGUUUGCACAUGACGUCCAAAAGUUUCAAGAGUACGUUCCGCUUCUCGCGCUGCCUGACUUCUUCCCGUGGCUGAGGUACAUCCCGCAGCCCCUCCUCCGGCGCCUGUGUCGGGAGGAGGCCUUGAAGGGGUCCGUGAAACUUUGCAGGGAGAUGAUGGAGGAGGCCGUGAGGGAGCACCGCGCCUCCCUGGACCCCGCCAGCCCCAGGGACGUGCUGGACGAGUUCCUGCUGGAGAUGGAGAACCGCAAGGACGAACCCAACUCAGUUUUUAAUGAGCAGGACCUGAUCAAGACCAUUUUUGACCUGUUCGCGGCCGGCUACGACACCACGUCCAACAUGACGCGCUGGAUCAUCCUGCACAUGGCCCACCGGCCCGCGGUGCAGCGGCGCGUGCAGGAGGAGCUGGACAGGGUGGUGCCCCGCGACACGCUGCCCUCCCACGCCCACCGCCAACAGCUGCCAUACCUGGACGCCGUGUUGAACGAGGUGCUGCGCGUGUCCUCCCUGGUGGGGGCUGGUGUGGCUCAUGCCGCGGCGCACGACACCUACCUCGACAGAUACUUCAUUCCAAAGGGAACUGCCCUCGUCGGCUACGCCCACUUCUGUCACUUCGAUCCGAACCACUGGGACGAGCCGGAGGAGUUUCGCCCUGAGCGGUUCUUGAACGAGUCUGGCAAGCUGAGUGUUCCCAAGGAGGCCUUCUUCCCCUUCGGUGUUGGCAAAAGGAGCUGCCUCGGGGAAUCACUUGCCAGAAUGGAGCUGUACAUCUUCGCUGCCGCACUCCUGCAAAACUUCACCUUCGCCAUGCCCGAGGGACGCAGUGUGGACUUCACCCCGCGCCCAGUGCACAACGCCAACAUGCCCAGAGACCAGGAGAUCCUCAUUGUGCCCAGGGACUAACAAUCUCUUCCCUCAUAUGGACCCGAUUGCUCCCGAAGAAACGUUUUUAGGAGCCGCAACCUCUUCUGUUACAGUUGAUUUCGUAUUAUAAAAACGGUCAGCACUAUUUGUCUUGUAAUACCGAUCAGCACUCUUCAUCUGGUCUUGUAGGAAUGAGAUCCGGUGAACUGAGUAUAUAUAUAUAGUCAAAGUUAAGCAAACACUCUAAUCACUAUAAGAGCCUUGAUGUAUUUCUCUCCUAUGCCCUUUGAUUUCUGUUAGUUUUAUUUUUCAAGACUUUCUCCUCCCAUUUUCUGCUGCUUUGUUGUGUGUUGCCCAUUUCGAGAAAAGCUCUGUGUACUUGACUUAAUAUUGUAUGUCUAUAAUAGUGACGUGGCAGUGUCGUAUGUCUGAGGCCCACAUUCUCUAUCAUUUAGGGGCUAUACGAACCCGCAUUUGGUAAGGUUUUCGUGGAGGUUGAAAGGGUGUGGGUACUUCCGUGGGUAUAUUUAUAAGGCUAGGGAUAGUAUGACAAGGCUGUACCAUGAACUUUAAAAGCACUCUUGAGAAUCCGACUCAUCUCUUUUUCACACCCGUUGGCCUGCGCAGAUUUUUUCCUUGCAGGCUUCAGUCCAGAGAUUAAGUUUGUGAUAUGUAUGAAUAUCGACUUCAGCGGAUACGAUGAAUUGGCCAUCUAUAGAGCAGUGCUGUCCAAUCUUUUUCGCCUAUUAUACCCUUUAUUACCUUCUCCUACUGAUUAAACUCAAUUAUAUUAUAUUUAUAUUAUAUUAUAUUUCGGUACACGUGCAUUACGCGUCCUUCAUAAAACAUGGGAAGUUUCUGCAUUGUGUGUGUGUGUGUGUGUGUGUGUGUGUGUGUGUUCAUGGUCUUUUCACGUAGCCUACCCCUUUGAUCUAUGCUGCGUAGGACCCCCAGGGGUACGCGGACCCCAGUUUGGACAACACUGAUCUAGAAGGCCAUGAUACGAUGCCAAGGCACGUGGGACCGUGUAUGUGUGUGUGUGUGUGUGCGUGUGUGUUAAUAAAAAAAUCUGAUUUCA
Molecule: messenger RNA, 3790 nt
Organism: Eriocheir sinensis (Chinese mitten crab)
Lineage: Eukaryota; Metazoa; Arthropoda; Malacostraca; Decapoda; Varunidae
Product: cytochrome P450 2L1-like
Exons: 11
Coding region: 1282-2751 (489 amino acids)
Biological process (GO): xenobiotic metabolic process
Cellular component (GO): intracellular membrane-bounded organelle; cytoplasm
Molecular function (GO): iron ion binding; oxidoreductase activity, acting on paired donors, with incorporation or reduction of molecular oxygen, reduced flavin or flavoprotein as one donor, and incorporation of one atom of oxygen; heme binding
Source: RefSeq, a predicted model, not a curated record